Molecule: messenger RNA, 755 nt
Organism: Teleopsis dalmanni
Lineage: Eukaryota; Metazoa; Arthropoda; Insecta; Diptera; Diopsidae
Product: trissin receptor
Exons: 3
Coding region: 1-531 (176 amino acids)
Biological process (GO): G protein-coupled receptor signaling pathway
Cellular component (GO): membrane
Molecular function (GO): peptide binding; G protein-coupled receptor activity
Source: RefSeq, a predicted model, not a curated record
AUGAAUUUUCGAUGUGCUUUCUUGAAGGUCUCCCUGGAUGCUGAACGACCCAUUGUAUCCGCCUGUCGCAAAACAAGCUUCUACCAUCACUCACAUCAACAUCAGCAGCGGCAUGGCACUCAGCGAGUAGCACACAUGUCCUAUCCAUCCAGUAAUGUCCUGCGAGCACGUCGUGGAGUUGUGAGAAUGUUGAUAAUUUUUGUGUUGACAUUUGCGUUAUGCAACUUGCCGUAUCACGCCAGAAAAAUGUGGCAAUAUUGGUCACGUUCAUAUCGUGGAGACUCCAACUUCAAUGCGCUCCUGACACCUCUUACAUUUCUCGUCACGUACUUCAACUCCGGCGUGAAUCCAUUGUUGUAUGCAUUUUUGAGUCGGAACUUUCGCAAAGGCAUGAAGGAGCUGUGCAUGUGCUCAUGGAAAAAAGGCAAAAGCAAGUCCUCGUCAAAUUCAUCGAUGCAUCACAAGCGCAUUGCUUUGCAGACUCACUCCCUACCUACUGACACGACACAUAUCGGUAAUGAGCAGCUAUGAUGGUCCUUUUUCAAUACGUGUUGCAAGUAUUUUGGGAAACGUUCGGAGCGUUAAGAAUCACACCUAGAGAAUUUAGAGAAUUACAAAUGUUGACGAAAAUUGAAUGGCUUACAACCGAUACUUCUUAGUUUGGCUAUUAAUUGAUUAUGCUUUUAUAUUUGUAAGUUUACUUGUAAAACAAUGUAGUUUCAGAUUUGAUCAAAAAUGUGUUAAAAAAUUAUAAG